Molecule: messenger RNA, 1060 nt
Organism: Annulohypoxylon truncatum
Lineage: Eukaryota; Fungi; Ascomycota; Sordariomycetes; Xylariales; Hypoxylaceae
Exons: 5
Coding region: 57-1016 (319 amino acids)
Source: RefSeq, a predicted model, not a curated record
AAUACGAUGGAUAAUGAGCAACAUAGGCAGUUAUACUCUCCUCCUUUUGUUUCACAAUGUCAUCUCCAAGAUUGCCCCUUCGUGUAAGACACGGGAUUCGAGAACAUUGGGAAGAUGCCAAUACGCCCGUCCAGACGGCCCGGUCCGCUGUAAGGGAACUUCUCGGGAUUGAUGUUGCGAUUGUGGUUACGUGGGAAUUUCUUGCUAUCGAGCUAGAUGACGAUUACCCAGAUAAAUCUACAUUAGUCCCUUCAGUUGCUGCAGGUGUCCAGGCAUUUCUCGGCGGACUACGAGAGAUAUUGGACGGCGAAGUCGAUCCAGAAUGGACCGAUACUUUAUUGGAGCGCUGUAAUAGCUGCCUGAGGCUAUUCAUAGGGGUCUCGAGAGAAGCAGAAGUCCUUUGGUCCAGCAAAGAGGCAGGACUUCACGUUAAGCUUCCUAUGGGUGUAAUGCCACCACUAAAUGAAUUACAACCGCAUUUCAAGACCAAGCUCCUACGAUGUUUCGACGAGAGACAAAUAUCCAUGGAGGACUGGGCAGACUUAUCCGCAGAGGAUGCGAACAACAAUUCAGAUCCCACAGAGCCACGUCAACCUGCCGAGGCAUUUCCGGAUAUUAGCAUUCUGCCGCGCCCAGACCAACUGCUCCUCAAACCGCCAUAUCACCUUGCUGUUUACAACGCGGGAAAUGACAAAGUUGAGAUACAGUGUAGUCACAGUCCGACUUUAGAAUUAUUAGCAGAUUAUCUGACGAAAUGGUGUAAAACCAUUCCUCAGCAAACGCCGCGUCCACCUGCGGUAGCCAUCAAGUUACACCAAUCACCAUUUGGUCUAGGACCUAUUUACGACCGCUUGACGAUGUCCGUCGGGGAUCGAAACCCCCAUUUCUUUGUGUCACCGAUGAUUGUCCUAUCAUUCAUUGAAGGGGUCUUGGGCUAUAAAAGCAUGUCUGCCGAUGGAUUCUCUUGGACUUUUAGGAAAGACGUCGAGUUCCGCAAGCUUACUUAUAAAUCAUAGGUAAGCAGCAAUAUCUAUAUAUAGUACACCGGAUCUAUUCCUCU